AGUUUUUGUUCACUGGUGCUGAGAAAUGAUCUGAGACCUCAGGGGGAGGGUAGCAUCGAGCCUACUUGUGAAGUUACCUCUUCCUGGGCUAGCCUUGCCUUCCCACAGCUCCAGCUGUAGGUGCUUUUUUUCUUCCUCUGUGCAAACCCAAGCAAUCUAGAAGCAUGUCCCUGCAAGGAGGUGCUGGCACACCAAGGUGCUCUGUGCUAGCUGGAGCAGUGGCAGCGUGCCUCAAGUGCACCUGGGCUGUGUAGAGGCAGGUCUUGUGCAGACUUGCUGUGUUUGUCUUGGAUGAGAAUAGAGGCAUUCAGGUGUGGUGUAGGUUAAACAUGACUCCAGUGUCUCAGAGCUGUUGCAGCUGGAUCCAUGUUACUCAGAGGAUCUCCGUGCCAUACUCUGUUUUGGAGGUCAGAUGUGGUUUCAGUUUCCAUGAUGGUUCAUGUCUCCAGUAGUAGCUGUCAUCCUUUUGUCAAUCAGGCUCACAUGUUUAGAGGACAGGAAACGUAGACUUCCUGCAGUGAAAGAUGUCUUGAUGAAACCUUUAAAAGCUAUUAGAAGGAAGAGCAGAAAGCCUCUGUGAAAUACACCAUUUUCAGCAGCAAAAAUUUGGAUGAGACUGUGUCUGGGCAGUGACUUCUGAUUUCUCCAAGUGAGGUUAUGAAGCUGAACUUGAAAAAUCUUCUGUCAGGUUUACAAAUAAUUACAAAAAGCACCCGUGGAUACAGAAGAAUACAAAGGCUCUAUAUUAUUUCAGUGCUGGGGGGGAACCAGUUCAGUUUCAGUUCCCUUGGGGGAACAGGUGUCAUGCAUUAUUUUACCUCUCUUCAGCUUCCAGAAUGCGUGGUGUUUGCAUGUCUUCUGAAAAUGCAGUUCCCACCAACGGAUUUGUCCCGGUGUCUCAGGCCAGUGAGUGCUGACAGGAUUGAGCUCUGCCUUCAGCAGCAGCAUCUCUCUCUGCACUGCUCUGUCUGUCACAUGGACACAAGCCUUUGUGUAGCUGCUUUUGAUCUGUGGUAGGGAAGGAGGCUGAAAAGGAUCUCUACCAAGAAAACAAAAGGCAGCUGUGGGGGGAGAUUCACCACCUCGCUGCCCAGUGGGGCUGUUUGCCAAACUCAAGUCGGCAGAAGUGGUCCCCAAGCACAGCUUGGGGAGUGGAGUAGUGUGACAUGAACCAGCGUGAAGAAACUGUGUGUCUGUCAUAGCCUUCCCUCAGUACUGAUAACUUCUGGUUAUGUGGAAGUUGAGGCAGAUGUCACCCGUGCCCUACAGGAAGGUACGACUUGCCCUGUGCUGUACUAAUGAGUUAGUGACAGAUGGAGCUGUAAUGUCAGGCUUGAGAAUAAAUAGGGAGGGAGUCUAGCUGUUGGAUUUCAGCACUGUCCUCACAGUUACUUUCUGUUUUCUGACUGUGCAAGUCCACUCCUGGCUAUAUUCUUUCAACAACGUCUUAACAAGGCAAUUAGAUCCCAGAGCAUUCUUCACCAGCAGCCAAACACUGCUCUCAUGACUUCAUCACCAGUCUAUGGCCAGACAGUGCAAAGAAAAAUGACCUAAUCACCAUCCAGCCCUUGUGGCCAAGGCAGGAGCAAGGGUAGGCCUGCCAGGAACAUGGCUUUGCCUGGAAGCUUACGGAGGCAGCCUGUAAACAGAGGCCUUGUGUCCCAUUGCACCCACCAUCAUAUUGUUGUGUUCCUGCUGACCUUCUUCAGUUAUUCCCUGCUCCAUGCUUCCAGAAAGACAUUCAGUAAUGUCAAAGUCAGCAUUUCCAGCCAGUGGACUCCCUCCUGCCUUAACAGCACGGCCCCUGAGCUCCGGCCAUAUGAGCUCUGGAACAGCAACCGGUUAUUUCCAAAUCAAGAAGAAGCAACUCUCUUCCUGGGGACAUUGGACACUAUCUUCUUGUUUUCCUACGCUGUGGGUCUCUUUGUCAGCGGCAUAGUUGGGGAUCGCCUGAAUUUGCGCUGGGUUUUGUCUUUUGGCAUGUGUUCCUCUGCUCUGGUGGUGUUCUUCUUUGGCACACUCACAGAAUGGCUGCAUUUCUACAACAAGUGGUUCUACUGCUGUCUCUGGGUUGUGAAUGGCUUGCUGCAGUCCACUGGCUGGCCCUGCGUGGUUGCUGUCAUGGGAAAUUGGUUUGGAAAAGCUGGGAGAGGUUUUGUUUUUGGACUCUGGAGUGCCUGUGCAUCCGUGGGAAAUAUCCUUGGGGCAUUCCUUGCCUCCUGUGUUCUCCAGUAUGGCUAUGAGUAUGCUUUCCUGGUGACUGCCUCGGUACAGUUUGCUGGAGGAGUCAUUGUGUUCUUCGGGCUCCUGACGUCACCGAAGGAAGUGGGCCUCCCUGAGCUUGGAGCAGAUGAAGAUGCCGUUGUGGAAGAAGAUGCCAACAGACCUUUAAUGGGCAGUGAUGACGCAGAUGAUGAUGACAGGAAUUACUCUAUUCAAGCAACUGACACUGACAACCAGCCGAAGGCCAUUGGAUUUUUCCAGGCUUGUUGCCUUCCUGGAGUAGUACUGUACUCUUUGGCCUAUGCCUGCCUGAAACUGGUGAAUUACUCAUUCUUCUUCUGGCUGCCCUUCUACCUCAGCAACAACUUUGGAUGGAAAGAAGCAGAAGCUGACCAGCUCUCAAUCUGGUAUGAUGUGGGAGGAAUCAUAGGUGGGACUAUCCAGGGCUUGAUUUCUGAUGUGCUGCAGAAGAGAGCCCCAGUGCUAGCAAUUAGCCUGCUUUUUGCUGUGGGCUCUCUCUUUGGAUACAGCCGUUCCCCAAACAGCAAACCUAUCAAUGCUGUGAUCAUGGCAAUUACAGGAUUUUUCAUCGGAGGCCCUUCUAACAUGAUCAGUUCUGCAAUUUCUGCUGACCUGGGGCGCCAAGAUCUGGUGAAAGGCAACAGUGAGGCUCUGGCAACAGUCACAGGAAUUGUGGAUGGAACUGGCAGUAUUGGUGCUGCAGUGGGCCAGUAUCUAGUGUCUUUGAUCCAGGAGAACCUGGGGUGGAUGUGGGUUUUCUAUUUCUUCAUUCUAAUGACGAGUUCAACAAUCCUGUUCAUUUCACCGCUGAUAGUGAGGGAGAUCAGGCUGCUUCUGCAUGAGCGGCGCCUGCGAAUGCUGGCAGAGUGACUUCUGCUUGCCUCUGGAAGGACUGUUGUAUGGAACUGACAGCUGGAACUCUAAUCAAAACUCCGGGAGACUUGUUUCUUACAUCCUCCAGGUCUGGACUAAUUCAAAAUGGCUCUAUAAGACUUGACUGACUUGCCUUUGGUGAGCUCAGUGGUGAGGUACCGAAUACCCGUCCUGAGACCACCUGCGUCAUGGAGCUGCUGACCUAAGCCAGACAAUCCAUGGGACUGACGGAUUGUCCCAGACUCUUCCAUGCCAGCAGCCGCACUCGGUUCUUCUGAUGGGUGGUCUCACUACUAUACCCUUUCUUAUUUAUUUCUGGAUGUGCUGACCAAAGGUCAGCUGUUUAAAACUGACGGUUUUUGAGAGGCUGCCUUGCAGUGAAUUCUGAUGCUCUGUCGUGCUGGUGAAAUCAUCCAGUGCAGUUCAUGGGUAGGCUAAAUUUACGAUCACUGAAGCUUUUAGAAAGGGCAAAAGUAAUUAUUUGGAAUUUACACAGUAAUUUUUGUUUAAAAACUGCUGUUGCUAAAUCUGUGCACAGAUGGACCUCUGCUAUCCCUAGCUAUUAAUUUUUACAUAUUCUAGUAGAGUCACAUGGAGAAGUCACCUCCAUAUUUGUUUUUAGCAAUUUUUAAUACUGUAACUAAUCUGAGAAAUGAGAUUUCAUUUUUUUUUAACUAUUUAAGCAGACAAAUAGUGUGCAAUACUUUACUAUGAUCUCUGAAAUAAGCCUUAAUAGAUCCUUUGUGUCUAAAGGAUACUUGAGUGGCUUCAGGGUUCAGUUAUGGGACACUUUCACUACAGCUUUGUCUAUUGAACCUGAUCAAUACUGACCAAAAUGGGUCUGUCAGGUGACCCUCUGAAGGAAACUGAUGUCACUGACUUCAUACUUCUUGGACAAUUGCUCAUCUCUAGCAACGAAGGACCAGAAUGGAAUUAAAGGAAUUUAAGGGACCUGGCUGCUCUUGGACAUAGGCUUCCAGACAGGGACUGAAGUGUUCUCGUGGAAUAGCAUUUAUGAGCAACUGCUGCUGUGUUUCCUCCAUGCUACUCUGCCUACAGCUGUUUAGGGGACCUCAAGCUCCAGGGUUUGAAAGCUUGAGCUGUGUAUCUUGAAGGGAAAGGUAGAGGCAAAUCAGCAUUAAAAAACAUGUGGCUACACUUAGUGUGGUGGUGUUUGAGUGCUUUGCAGUGCUGCAGGAGGUAGGGUGACCGACUGACACCUCUGACAUUUGUUGGUGAUGUCAAAGGGAUCGCCGAGUAAGUUCUCAACAAAUUGUUUUCUGCUCAUGCCUCGGAUGUUUCAUUGUAAUAGGUAUGUGUUAACCUGCAGAACUUCUGACCAAACACAUGGGAUGGGGAUGGGCGACAGCAAAAUUCUUGGAGCUGAGAAUUUGAAACUUUUUAAAUGGGAACAGUUGCCUUUUUGACUUGUACAGUGAUUUUAUUUUAUUUUUUAAUUGAUGAAUGUCAGUUUUUAGUCAUGUGUUGAUUGUAAUGAGAGGAACAUCAUUAGUGCCUUACGGUUUUAGAGUAUUGAACAGUUGCUUGGUGAUUGCUGCUUCUGCAGUGAUGUCUCCAUGCAGCUUUGCUUAAUGUGAAACUCGGUUGCCCCAUUUUGUACUUUUUUUGGGAGUCUUUCUUUCUUUCUUAAUGUAGGUGAUUCUUGCAUCUUUCUGCUAACCCUCAAAAAAUUUUAGUGCUUGGGAAAAUGAUGCCAUUAAGCUGCUGUGGGACCUGAAUCUUGUUCUUGUUUCUUCUCAUUCCCAUUCCAAUUUUUGCCUGUAUAAUUAGAGCAGGAGACUGAGAAUCUAUCAUCCUGUUCUCAGAAUUACGCCCUGGGGUUAGUGUUCACAUCCCAAGCUACUCAUUAGCCCCUGUACAAAUAGAAUGAAAACUCCCUGAAAUUUACUUCUAAAAUUGAUGGCGGCACCGUUUGCCCCAGCCAUGGCGUCUGAGAAUCUCUGGUUUCAAAUUCCAACCUGGAUGAGCUUUUCGGUCGUCUGGGCAGUAGAUAAGCUGCUGAUGAAAGGUUGGGUGGGAAAGGGACGUCGCCAGGGUCAGGGGGGAGGAGAGGCCAGCCCCUGUAACAAAUGGCUUCCUGUAAACAGUUCUGUCCCCUCUGGAGAAGUGUCAGAUAUGAUGCGAGCACUGCAAGCACAGGCAGCCCAGCCGCUGCAUCCAAGUGCACGGCGGUGCUUUGAGGCCACCCGCAAUUAGGGAGGCUUGCCUGUGGCUUCGGGAUCGUUGUUGUUGUUGUCCUCGUUGUCCUGGGUUUUUGGUUCUGUGGAUUUCCUCAAGGUGCUCGGAUGGAGAACAGUUUUCAAUCUGGUCAUGUCCAAACUGAUCUCACGUGAAUAAACUUACUUUGACUUGA
Messenger RNA from Myiozetetes cayanensis, 5491 nucleotides. It is a transcript of the gene SLC37A3, whose product is annotated as solute carrier family 37 member 3. Gene Ontology annotation, molecular function: transmembrane transporter activity. NCBI's taxonomy places the organism in Eukaryota, Metazoa, Chordata, Aves, Passeriformes, Tyrannidae. The transcript is spliced from 15 exons. Gene Ontology annotation, biological process: transmembrane transport. Bases 1609 to 3114 code for a protein of 501 amino acids. Gene Ontology annotation, cellular component: endoplasmic reticulum membrane. The record is from RefSeq and is a predicted model, not a curated record.